Molecule: messenger RNA, 566 nt
Organism: Pantherophis guttatus
Lineage: Eukaryota; Metazoa; Chordata; Lepidosauria; Squamata; Colubridae
Gene: PROK1
Product: prokineticin 1
Biological process (GO): endothelial cell proliferation
Source: RefSeq, a predicted model, not a curated record
GUGACAUGUAAGAGAGUGUAAGAAGAAGGAAAAUAAGCUUUCCCCACUUCAAGCACCAUGAAAAUAUGUAUGCAAAUCUUAUGCUUCUUUCUUUUACUAACCUUGUACAAAUGUGCAGUGAUCACUGGGGCCUGUGAAAGAGAUCUGCAGUGUGGAAGUGGAACAUGUUGUGCCAUCAGCUUGUGGCUCCGUGGGCUUCGCAUGUGCACUCCAUUGGGGCGUGAAGGAGAUGAAUGUCACCCUAUUAGCCAUAAGGUUCCUUUCUUCGGAAAACGGCAACAUCAUACCUGUCCUUGUUUGACAAAUCUCAUAUGUUCUAAAUUCACUGAUGGUCGAUACCGAUGCUCAAUAGACUUCAAGAACAUGGAUUUUUAAUGAAAAGUGCUUUGUGACCUUCAUACCUUUAAAUCCACAGCAUGUUAAAAAGUGUUGAAGAUAAUUGUCAGUUUACACAAAUGACUUAAAUGGGCUGUCAGUAAUUAGUAAUUUCUGGAUGUGCAGAUAUUGUUCCUGUAAAACAAAUGAAGAGAUUCCAGAACUGGGAUUAAAAAUGUAAACUUGCAGAA